Pygocentrus nattereri (red-bellied piranha) is the source of this 2131-nucleotide messenger RNA. RefSeq lists its product as uncharacterized. The record is from RefSeq and is a predicted model, not a curated record. NCBI's taxonomy places the organism in Eukaryota, Metazoa, Chordata, Actinopteri, Characiformes, Serrasalmidae. The coding region runs from base 140 to 949 and encodes 269 amino acids. The transcript has 5 exons.
CGUAGACGGCGUUGUCGUCACUUUGGCGCUUCCUGAGGCCCCGCCCACAGGCGCCUCCAAGUUCCGGCACCUCAAAACACGAGAAAGUGCACGUGCGCGAAACAGCCCGAGCUGCUUCGAAACUCCUCCGCCCGACGCGAUGUUAAAGGAGCUUUCGACCGCUGAGCCACCGCAGGCGUUCACAGACAGCGACUCUGGUGACAGCUUAUUUUUGACACAGUCUGUAGCUCCAGCACACAGGACUGUUAAAAGUUGCCACUCUUCUGAAAGACCAGACACAGUUCCCAGAGGAGAGCCUUUACCAGAAAAGAGGGCUGGGGGGGGUUGCAGACAGCCACGUGAACGGCGACCAGCACCUCGUCUUAAGAGGAGAGGGUUUCCUUUACUGCAGGAGGGUUCAAAAAAACUGUCUGUCCACAAGAGCCAUACUCUGAUGAACUCGGAGAUCGGAGGGUUCUUUAAAUACUUACACAACGUGGACAGAAGACGUGGACUGAAAAGAUCAGUUAGUUUGGUUUCUGAUUCGGAAGAAGGCAGCAUGGAGCAGGACCAUGAAAAUGACCAUGACGACAUCAAAAUAGUGGAUUUGGAUUGUUUUAUAUCAAACUUGUGUAAGAGAAAUCAACAAAAAUGGAUUCCACCAUCAAGACUGAAAAGGAACCGGUGCUCUAGAAUGAUUUAUAGUAAAAGCAACACAGCUCCUAAGAAGAAUAAUGGGAGGAAGAAAGAAAAAAUACAGGAUAAAAAGAAACUACAUGUAAAGAAGAACAGUUCAAUCUCUAAAGGUGCUAAAGGCAAAAGAAAGACUCAAGAGAACACGGAGACUCUAGAGAUCAGCUCACUCAAUGUCAGAACAUUACGGUCACACACCAGGAAGCUGGAGAAUGGAAGCAGGACUUUCUCUUCUCCUGGAUGUUCCAGUGUUAGAUCUCUCCUCAUAGAGCAUUAGCAGCACAGCGAGAAACAGUUGAGUGUUUUAGUUGCAUGUACACAGGCAGAAUCUUUGGACUUGCAUUGCAGCAACACUCAAAGUUACCAGUGAACCUAGAUGUGUCUGAGUUUUAUAUGUAAAUGUUGUUGAUGGUAAAAUAAUCAUAAAUCUGAAGAAAAAAAAUUGUUUGGGGACUAUUUUGCCUUCCAAUGCACUUCAUGUAUCCAUCCAGUAUAAAUGGAUGGACUUCAGUUGAUUAAAAUACAUGUUGAGAUAGCACUUUACCACGACACGAUGUGUCAGACAUCUGAAAGUGUACAUCUAACCCUUUCAUGCAAUAUCUCUCUGUGUGGGACUUCUCAGAGGCUUUAAACUCUUCGGAUGUCCGGUUGUUGUCCCCACCACUGUGAACAACGCUGACUCUGCAAGUUUCUCUAGAACAGAGCAUUUCACACCAAACCACUCUGAAAGACUUUGUUUACAGUUCAACCACUUGAUUAUUUUGAAAAAUCGGUGGAGUUGCCCUUUAACACUGUAAAAAGUACAAAUAUACUGACAUUAAAUAACAGCUGAUAAGUGGAGGUCAGACAGGGUCCAAGCCCACAGUACAGUUUAACCGAAGACCUCAGUGUGGGAUGUUGAACUUCGGUCCGAGGACACAUUAAGCUCAAUACCCUGAUUUGCGGCGACUUCCUCCUUUCUGCAUUGGUAAACAUGCACACGAGCCCUUACCCUGACAUAACUCCUCCAGAGUGGGAACAUGUAACUGGAACUUCUCGGUCUUGCUCCCGUCCGCCAUCCUUCAGUCAGCACCGCUAACGCUGCUCUAUAGACUGAUCACGUGCCCCGGGGCUUGACAAGGACCGACACGGGCCGCGUUCACUGAGUCUGAGAUUCAUGAGUAGGAAACGUUUUCAACUGGACUGGACGUGGCUUGAGACUUUAUACAAAGUUUUUGCAUAUUUCUGCUCACUGCUACGCAGCUGGAGUUUCAGAUGGGGCUGAAAACAAGAUAAAAACUCAAAGCAUUAGCACGCCAUCUGGAGCUAAAUGAAGGUUUGAAUUGUCUUAUGAUGUUUUUCUUCAGCUGGUAACAACAUUAUAUUCUGCAUAUCCUGAAAUGUCAGUUUUCAACACUUAAUUAAUGAAUUUAAUGUGUUUUAAUCGUAAACAGAGUCUCAAUAAAACAUUUAAAAUGUG